AUGGAACAGGUUUUAUACCGUGUUCUUUCUGUUUUAUUUACACUAUGUUCUGAGCUUGAUGGAAGCCAUUUUCGUGGUGGUAUCAUUUCAUGGCGUCCUUUUAACAAUACAGCAUCGGGUACCAGUAUACAAAUUCAAAUACACCAAAGGUAUUUUUGGAAUCGACAGUAUUUUAAUCCAUAUUUGUGCUCAGAAACGGAUGUUAUUAAUAAAACACCUAUUCCAGUCUAUGAUUCUUUGAAGUGUGUGAAAAACUGUACAAGUAGUAACUAUCCUUCAGCUGGACUUUCAACUAGUAUGACAACUACUGAUUGUGAUACAAACCUGAUGAUUUUAUCAUGGGCCGGUGAACGCUACGAUAAUUUCUCAAUACUUUUGACAACAUCAAUUACAAUUGGCUAUAACUCGACUGCAUGGUUGGUCAUGCCUCAAAUCUAUAAGGGUGGUGGUAUAUGGUCAAUUGUUAAUCGAUUGAAUCUAGCGCUGAGACCUGAUAAUUAUAUCAAUUCCAGUCCUGUUACAAAUACAUUACCAGUUGUAUUCUACCAAAGAGGUGUAUUAGUAACUCAUGUUGUACAAAUGGCAGAUAAUGAUGCUACUGAUUAUUUGGUAUGUCGUUGGUCUAAUUCAAAUUCUGCAACCAAUUACAAUCAAUUUGAUGAGUGUGGAAGUGUCUGUUCCGGACUGCCCCCUGGAACUACACUCACUGGAGCCAAUUGUACUUUGAGUUUCACUCUACCAAAUGCUAAUCAAUAUUAUGGUUGUGCACUUCAAAUCGAAGAUUUCUUUAGCUCUACUUACACGAUUCCAAUGAGCUCAGUUCCAAUACAAUUCUUAUUCUAUGGAUACAAUCCUUCUGCUGGUGCAUGUGCAACUGCUCCCUCAAUUAUUGGUGACCGCCCUGAUAGAGCUUGCAUUGGAGUUCCAAUUGGUGUUCAGCUCACUGAAACUGUAGAGAUACAAACAUACUGUCCUGGUCAAACAAUUGUUGAUCUUGUCACUAGUUCACCUAUUGGAAUGACACAUAGUGGUAUUAGCAAUCCAAGUCCCAAUUUAUGGACAAUGAUAUUGACAUGGACACCUACAGCAAUACAAUCUGGUCCUCAAAGCUUUUGUGCUGGUGCAAUUGAUAAUAGCAGUCUGCAAUCAGCUCCAUGGUGUAUUACAUAUCUAGUUGACUAUGAAUCACCAAAUUUAAUUGUUCCUAAAGUGGUACAAGGAUCAGCAAGUCCAAUAGGCACUGUCUUUUCAAACCAGUCACUAUUUUCCAUACAAGCAACAAGUGCAGUUGGCCGCCCUUCUCGUAAUGGAACAAACGUCUGUUUUCACUUGGACACUACAAAUGCAUCAGUUCUAUGUUAUGAUGCUGGAUAUUCUCCAAAUGUUAUUUAUACUGGAUAUACAAUUGUAAUUGUUACAACUUUAACAUGGACACCUGGGCAAUCUUAUUAUGUCACAAUGGAUAGUGGAUUUGCUAGUGGAAGUGUCUUUUGUCAUGCUGAAUCGGCACCCAUUACUGAUAAAACAUUUUGGAGAUUCGAUAUCUGGAAUCCAGCACGUUCAAGUACAACUACAACAACCACUACUCCACCAACAACUCAUACAGUUACAAGCCUAGGAACAACUACUACUUCAAUCAAUACUGCAUGUACAACAAGUGGAAUAGUAGUAACUAGUACGAAUGCUUCUACGACUACAACAACUGUCACUACCACACCUCCAACUACAGCUGGUCCAACAACAGCAGGUCCAACCACCACAGGUGUAACUACUGAAUCGACUAUUCCUGUUUUUUAUCCAGCAGAUUUCGAAAAUGCAUGUAAACAACCAGUUGCAAUUAUGUCAGCUAUUAUGAUGAUUGCUUUUAUGCCUAUACAAACUCUGGCAAUGUAUGCUGCUUUCACAAAAUUCUCGAAUACGUUCAAACCAUCAAACACCGCUGCAAAAACAAGACAUCAACAACGAAUGAAAAAUAUUCUUCGACGUUAA
This is a messenger RNA of Adineta steineri, 1989 nucleotides long. Lineage: Eukaryota; Metazoa; Rotifera; Eurotatoria; Adinetida; Adinetidae. The record is from the annotation of a GenBank genome assembly.